CACAGCAUUUCAGCAGAUUAUCUACUGAGUGUAUAACAAUGUCUGGUCGUGGAAAAGGAGGAAAGGGGCUUGGAAAAGGGGGCGCUAAGCGUCACAGAAAAGUCUUGAGAGACAACAUCCAGGGCAUAACCAAACCAGCUAUCCGCCGUCUUGCACGCAGAGGUGGAGUCAAACGUAUCUCUGGACUCAUCUAUGAAGAGACCCGUGGUGUCCUGAAAGUUUUCCUUGAGAACGUCAUUCGCGAUGCUGUCACUUACACGGAGCAUGCCAAGAGAAAGACCGUCACCGCCAUGGACGUUGUCUAUGCCCUGAAAAGACAAGGACGUACUCUCUACGGAUUCGGUGGUUAGACAUCCCUGCCAUCUUGAGCUUAGCAGCACAACAACAAACGGCCGUUUUCACGGCCACCAAUAUCUUUAGAAAAGAUGCCUCUCAACAGACGUAAAAAUGAAAUAAAUAA
Molecule: messenger RNA, 460 nt
Organism: Saccostrea cuccullata (small rock oyster)
Lineage: Eukaryota; Metazoa; Mollusca; Bivalvia; Ostreida; Ostreidae
Product: histone H4
Exons: 1
Coding region: 39-350 (103 amino acids)
Biological process (GO): nucleosome assembly
Cellular component (GO): nucleosome
Molecular function (GO): protein heterodimerization activity; structural constituent of chromatin; DNA binding
Source: RefSeq, a predicted model, not a curated record